Phaeodactylum tricornutum CCAP 1055/1 is the source of this 837-nucleotide messenger RNA. RefSeq lists its product with no specific name. The record is from RefSeq and is a predicted model, not a curated record. The coding region runs from base 34 to 816 and encodes 260 amino acids. NCBI's taxonomy places the organism in Eukaryota, Bacillariophyta, Bacillariophyceae, Surirellales, Neidiaceae. Gene Ontology annotation, biological process: mitochondrial electron transport, NADH to ubiquinone. The transcript is spliced from 2 exons. Gene Ontology annotation, molecular function: NADH dehydrogenase activity.
CAAAAGGGUCAGAGAAGUGUUCAUUCUUUCACAAUGUUGAGUCGUUUCGGUGCUUCUCGAUUCGCGUCGAAGCUUUCACCGGUCAUUCGUUCACAGUCGCGGACAUUCGCUGGGCAAAAGCCGUUUCACAUUGACACUCCCGAAAACAACUUGGAAGUUCAUUUUGAUUUUACUCUGGAAAACUACGAUCGUGUCAAGUACAUCAUGGCCAAGUAUCCUAAUAACUACAAGCAGGCUGCAAUGAUUCCCUUGUUGGAUCUGGCACAGCGCCAACACGGUGGCUGGUUGCCCUUGACAGCUAUGCACAAGGUUGCAGCGAUUUGCGAAGUCGCCCCCGUCCGUGUGUAUGAGGUGGCUUCGUUUUAUACUAUGUUUAACCGCAACCCAGUUGGCAAGUACUUUAUCCAACUCUGUGGAACUACACCUUGUAUGAUCUGCGGAAGCGAAGAUAUCAAGCAGACAAUUGAAAAACAUCUUGGUAUCAAAAAUGGUGAAACGACCAAGGACGGUUUGUUUACUCUACUGGAAGUCGAAUGUUUGGGCGCUUGUGCGAAUGCUCCUAUGGUGCAGUUGAACGACGACUACUAUGAAUGCUUGACACCGGAUACGACGAUUGCGUUGUUGGAAUCCUGCAAGGCUGGAAACCCGCCGGCCAUGGGCAAGUGGGGAUCUCUUCCAAUGAACGGACAAGUAAGCUGUGAAGGCCCUAAGGGCAAGACAUCUCUGAAAGAAAUUGUGGUUCCUGUGGUUGACAAGACGAGAUUCGAAAAAGGUGAAGUCGAUCCCGCAAAAAUUAAAAAGCUUAUGGCCUACUAAUUGUAAGCAGACAUAACUUGG